Solanum verrucosum is the source of this 1188-nucleotide messenger RNA. Its product is annotated as B3 domain-containing protein Os01g0905400-like. NCBI's taxonomy places the organism in Eukaryota, Viridiplantae, Streptophyta, Magnoliopsida, Solanales, Solanaceae. The coding region runs from base 1 to 1188 and encodes 395 amino acids. Gene Ontology annotation, molecular function: DNA binding. The transcript has 6 exons. The record is from RefSeq and is a predicted model, not a curated record.
AUGAGUACUGCUAAUUGGCAAGACAGAAUUUUGGCACGAAUUGCCAAGACACGGUUUUUAUCUUUUAAUGAAGCAUGUGAAUUGUGCACCCGUACGUGCUUGUUGAUACAUGGAGAAAGGGAUCCCUCACCAAUUGUUAGCUCUUUCUUCAAAGUCAUGAUCGAUGACAGUUUUCUCCAAGUUCUGUACAUUCCCCCCAGAUUUGCUCGAUUGAUAUCUCACUUGAUGGAUCAAGAAAUUGAGCUGGAGGACUCUACUGGACAACGAUGGAAGGUGGGAAUUAGUAAUCAUAAUGGUUCGCUUGCAAUUCGACAAGGAUGGCAGACCUUUUCGUCUGAGCAUGGUCUAAAAUUGGGAGACUUCUUAGUCUUCCAUUAUAUUCAGGGUCAGCACUUUGUUGUUCAAAUAUAUGGAACGAGUGGUUGUCAGAAGAUCAACUUUUACAAUGGCACUUGCAUGAGGAAGGAAAGACCGAGAACUAAUGCUACAACAACUUCUCAUGAUGAGCUGUCCCCGGCAACUGACAUAAAUUUAAGGGAAAAAAAGAAUUCAACACCCUUAGUUACUGUUGUACCAGUGUCUGAUAGAGUUGGACAACUACCAGUGACCACAACUUUUGCAUCAAACAUUGAUGCUGACACUCUGAAAUCAACUGAAAAUGGUGUCAAGGGUAAGAAAACAAGAGUAGAUAAGCGAGAACUGAAGCAGAUGGCAGCAAAAACGCGUUGUCCUUCUAAAAAGUUAAAUGGAAAAGAGCCAAAAAUAAUAGAGAAAGAUGGUCAAGGUUGCCCUGAGGCUGAAAUUGGUAAUAACAAAGCUAUAGAAAGCGAGCCUGCUGAUUUAGGAGACACAUCAUUUCUUGAUGCUGGCAACUUCUCAUGUUUGCUGCGAGUGGAUGGUCGAUCUUUUCUGGAAUUACCACAAAGCUGGCCAGAAGUUUUACCAAGCAGCAAAAAGAUGAGAAAGAUUACUAUUUAUCUCAAAGGACCAGAUAAUAGAACCAGGCCUGUCAUCUAUCAUGAAGAUUUCGGUUCAAAGGUUUUGAUAGGAAACUGGGCAUCAUUUAUUGAAGUGUAUGGCCUUAAACCUGGAGAUGAAUGUCUAUUCCAACUUUCAAAUCUAUCAGAGCGCAUGUUUACUGUGAAGGCAACCCACAAGGUAGAUGGCACACAAACGACUUUGAGCUGA